AUGGUUUCUACAGAUUCUACGAAAACAUUAUCAACUUUAUAUGAAGUUCUUGCACUGGCUUCAAUGUACAUCAUAUUAUGUUGAUCUGCAUAUGCUUUGGCUUCUUCGUGGGACACUUCUCUUUGGCUUUCUAAGUCAAUUUUAUUUCCAACCAGUGUAAUCACAAUAUUAUGGUUUCCAUCAAUUUUUACUUCUGUAAGCCAUUUAUCAAUGUGAAUGAAGCUUUCUCUCUUAGAAAUAUCGAAGAGAAGUAGCGCUCCAAUAGCUCCUCUGUAA
This is a messenger RNA of Blepharisma stoltei, 276 nucleotides long. The record is from the annotation of a GenBank genome assembly. NCBI's taxonomy places the organism in Eukaryota, Ciliophora, Heterotrichea, Heterotrichida, Blepharismidae.